Coffea eugenioides is the source of this 1153-nucleotide messenger RNA. RefSeq names its product guanosine deaminase-like. Gene Ontology annotation, biological process: purine nucleoside catabolic process. The transcript is spliced from 5 exons. The coding region runs from base 167 to 727 and encodes 186 amino acids. Gene Ontology annotation, molecular function: zinc ion binding; guanosine deaminase activity. The record is from RefSeq and is a predicted model, not a curated record. Lineage: Eukaryota; Viridiplantae; Streptophyta; Magnoliopsida; Gentianales; Rubiaceae.
UUUAUUUUGCUUUAUUAUGUUACCAAAUCUUCCUUUACAAAUGUCAUCGCUUUCCUAUAUAUUUUAUCUUCUCAUUCGAACCUUUUCUUUAAAUCACGAAAGGAAAGAACCCAUUUCUUGAAGUCCAUUGAUUUUGAGUAUAUUCGUCUCAAUUUUCAUCUUCACAAUGGAAGAAGCCAAUGUUGUUGAGGCAAAGGAUGGAACUAUUUCUGUUGCUUCUGCAUUUGCUGGCCAUCAGGAAGCUGUACAGGAUAGAGACCAUAAAUUCUUAACAAGAGCAGUGGAAGAAGCUUAUAAAGGGGUAGAGUGUGGACAUGGCGGACCAUUUGGUGCAGUAGUUGUUCGCAACGAUGAAAUUGUUGUGCGCUGUCACAACAUGGUUUUAGAAGGCAUGGACCCUACUGCACAUGCAGAGGUCACAGCAAUCAGAGAGGCAUGCAAAAAGCUCAACAAAAUUGAGCUCUCAGAUUGCGAGAUGUAUGCUUCUUGUGAGCCUUGCCCCAUGUGCUUUGGUGCAAUCCACCUUUCUAGAAUUAAGAGACUGGUUUAUGGUGCCAAAGCUGAAGCUGCCAUUGCCAUUGGGUUUGAUGAUUUUAUCGCUGAUGCCCUAAGAGGUACUGGUUUUUACCAAAAGGCACAUUUGGAGAUCAAGAGAGCAGAUGGUAAUGCAUCCCGUAUUGCAGAGCAAGUCUUCGAGAAAACAAAGGCCAAAUUUCCUAUCUACUGAGGAAAAUGUUGAAAUCUGUGAUCGCUGAUAUGGAUGCUUUGGAACGAUUCACGUUUGCUCAUAAAGUAGCUUCUAGCGUUCAUUGUUUCAAUGAUCUCUACAUUGUUGAACAAUGUCCACGGGAACUGCCGUUACCUUGUUAUUUCCUUAACAAGUGUUUAUAUUUAUAUUUGUUUCUUCCUCAAGUUCGAGAGUCCCAGUUCGUUGAUUUUUCAUUAUGUUAAAUUGUGAAAGGUGGAGAUAUUUAUGAUGAAUGUCCUUCACUCUGUGUUCAGUAGAUUGGUAUCCCGGAAAGGUCCGUGUGUAUGUGCUCAAUUUCCUUCAAGGUAUCCAGUUUUCAUGAUGAGAUAUGAGAUUCAGUCUUGAAACUUCAGGAGAUGACACUUCUGGAAAAUACAUAGAAAUGUAGCAACUAUUCCCAUUUUA